AUGACAGUGUCCAACAAAAUCACAAUACUUAGAACAGUGCAACAAGUACGGCAAUGGAGGGCACAGUCGUUCCUCAACGGACAGACUGUCGGGUUUGUCCCCACGAUGGGCGCACUUCACGCUGGUCAUUGUUCCCUUGUAUCACAAUCUUUAACAGAAAACGACAAAACUAUAGUGUCGAUCUUUGUCAACCCUUCGCAGUUUGCACCACACGAAGACUUGGAAGCAUACCCAAGAACUCUUGAUCGAGAUUUAGAGAUCUUGGAGCUGCAAUUUCGUGAAAAACACGUUGAUGCCGUCUUUGUACCCAAGAUCUCCGAGAUGUACCCUAAUGGUAUCGUGCUUGACGUAAGCAAACAAAAGGGCGCAUUUGUUACGGUUCAUGGAUCUAGUGAACAGUUGGAAGGUGUCACUAGACCGCAGUUUUUCAGAGGUGUUGCAACCGUGGUUACCAAAUUGUUGAACAUUGUACAACCCACUAGAAUAUAUUUUGGACAAAAAGACGCUCAGCAAUGUGUAGUGAUCAAAAACUUGGUGAGAGAUUUGAUUAUAGACACAGAGGUUAGAGUGAUGCCAACAAUGAGAGAAAGCAACGGAUUAGCCAUGUCCUCGAGAAAUGAAUACCUCAGUCAGGAGAUGAAGGAUCGAAGCUCAGUCAUAUACAAAGCAUUGAAAGCAGGAUCAGCAUUCUAUAACGAAAAUGUUGCAAAAGAAGACAAGGUAUCUGCAAGUGAGUUGAUAUCCACAAUCAAAAAAGUUAUUGAAAAAGAGAAGGCAUUUGAAAUUGAGUAUAUUGCAGUCAGCCAUCCAGACUCAUUGGAAGAUUUGGAAUAUGUUGAACUAGGAACUGGAGCAGUAGUAUCAUGUGCUGUUAAGGUACCAAAGGAAAAUAGCACUGAAAAAGCCCGGUUAAUUGACAAUAUCAUUCUUGACUAG
Molecule: messenger RNA, 936 nt
Organism: Lodderomyces elongisporus
Lineage: Eukaryota; Fungi; Ascomycota; Pichiomycetes; Serinales; Debaryomycetaceae
Gene: PAN6
Product: pantoate--beta-alanine ligase
Exons: 1
Coding region: 1-936 (311 amino acids)
Biological process (GO): pantothenate biosynthetic process
Molecular function (GO): pantoate-beta-alanine ligase activity
Source: RefSeq, a predicted model, not a curated record